Messenger RNA from Lucilia sericata (common green bottle fly), 555 nucleotides. Its product is annotated as general odorant-binding protein 56h-like. Gene Ontology annotation, biological process: sensory perception of smell. The transcript has 2 exons. Bases 72 to 476 code for a protein of 134 amino acids. Gene Ontology annotation, molecular function: odorant binding. The record is from RefSeq and is a predicted model, not a curated record. Lineage: Eukaryota; Metazoa; Arthropoda; Insecta; Diptera; Calliphoridae.
UUACAAAUGAAAUUAUUAGUUUGGAUUUAUAAUUCUAACACAACACUUCAUAGAUAACUGAUAAAAAAAACAUGAAAUUCUAUAUAAUGUUGAUGGCAGCAGUUUUGGCAGUGGCACAAGUCCAGGCCGAUAUGAAAGAGGAAAUGCGCAAACUAGACAUGGCCUGCCGUGAGGAAUCCCAUGUCAGCGCGGAUGCAUUAAAAUCUUUCUUUAGUAAUAACAUGAAGGAUGAACCAACGGAUGCUAUUAAGUGUCACUUAAAAUGUUUUAUGGAAAAGCAAGGCCAUUGGAAAAAUGGUGCCUUUGAUGAAAAUGCUGUCAAAAAGUUUUUACAAGGCAUACCCUCCUUAAAAGAUCAACAGGAUGCUGUAAACAAGGCUAUAGAUGAUUGUAAAAACCAAAAGGGUUCUUCAGAAUGUGAUACCGCCUAUCUGAUCACUAAAUGCAUGACAGAACACAAAGCUAAUCUCAUGUAAAGUGUUAUUGUGAAUUAAACUAUUGUUAUUUCGCAAAUUUGAAAGAACAGAGUUCUAAAUAAAAACAUGGGCUAAUAUU